CUUUCUUGAAGACAAAGAAAUAAUACCCACUUCGGCCAAUCCUUGAGCUUUUCAAUUCAAGCCGCAGCGUUCAAUCUUUGAGAAGAAGAAGUAAACUGCCAUGGCAAGGAAGAGAAAGCUCGAAUCUGACUCCAACGAGGCUUCAGAGCCGCCGCAGAAGCAGCAGCAAUCUAAAGAAGAGGAUCAGAUUAACGGAGAUGAAGAAAUUGAACACGACGGAGUAGAGGAAGCUAAAGACAAUGGAGACAAUAAUAAUACGGCAAGUGAUCAUACGGAAGCGGCGGCGACGUCGUCAGUAUCUGGGAAUCAAGGGGAUAAGGAUGACGAAGAGCCAAUCGAGGAUCUCUUGGAGCCAUUUUCGAAGGAGCAACUCUCGAUUCUUCUCAAGGAAGCGGCGGAGAGACAUCGCGAUGUCGCCGAUCGAAUCCGGAUUGUGGCGGACGAGGAUCCUGUUCAUCGUAAAAUCUUCGUGCACGGGCUAGGUUGGGAUACUAAAGCCGACGCGCUUAUCGAAGCUUUUAAGCAGUACGGUGAGAUCGAAGACUGCAAAUCCGUCGUCGAUAAGGUCUCUGGGCAAUCCAAAGGUUACGGCUUUAUCCUCUUCAAGUCACGUUCCGGUGCUCGCAACGCUCUCAAGCAGCCGCAGAAGAAGAUCGGAACACGUAUGACGGCGUGCCAGCUGGCGUCUAUAGGACCUGUCCAAGGAAACUCCGUCGCGGCGCCUGUUCAGCAUUUCAGCCCCGAGCAUGUCCAGAGGAAGAUUUAUGUCAGUAACGUUAGCGCAGACCUCGAUCCGCAAAAACUGCUGGAGUUUUUCUCGAGAUUCGGAGAGAUUGAAGAAGGUCCUUUGGGGCUUGAUAAAGCUACUGGGAGACCAAAAGGCUUCACUUUGUUUGUAUAUAAGUCACCUGAAAGCGCUAAGAAGGCAUUGGAGGAGCCACACAAGACCUUCGAAGGCCACGUCUUGCAUUGCCACAAAGCAAACGACGGGCCAAAGCCGGUUAAUAAGCAGAAUCAGCAUUACUACAAGUCUCACAAUCACGAUUCACGCUACCAAAGGAACGAAAACUCCGGUUAUGGUGCACCUGCAGGCCAUGGACAUUUCAUAGCUGGUAAUAACCAAGCUGCGCAGGGGUUAAACCCGGCCAUUAUCACAGCUUUGCUGGCAUCUCAGGGUGCUGGAUUUGGACAGGCUUUGUUGGGGACAGCUAGUCCAGGAGCUGCAGCUGGAUUGCCAAGUGGAUAUGGUGCUCAAGCAAAUAUCACACCAGGAGUCUUUCCUGGGUAUGGUUUCCAAGCCGGUUUUCAGGGCGGUUAUCAGACUCAGCAACCUGGUCAGGGAGGUGCUGGAAGAGAGCAGCAUGGUGUAUGGUAUGGUGGUCCGUACAUGGGCCAAUAGAUGUAACUACUCAGGUAAUUUUGACUGCUGGCUUAACCGUUCAACACUUAACGCUCAACAACAUCUGACGGAGUAAACCUUUAACAAAUCCCAAUUCACUGACCAGAAUUUUAACUUCAGUUUCAGUAUAUCUGCUAUUUUUACUGACAGAGAUAAAAGUGGUGAACAUAUGAAUUAGUGGUUGUAUAGCUAAGAAUUUAAGCAAAAGUUGUUUUCUUGUUUAGGUUUAUUAGGUGUCUGCCUGAACCGGAGAAAAAAAGAUAUCAACUUGGUUUGGCUCUCUACUAAAAGUUUGAACAAGUCUUGGUUUGCAUCUUUCAAGUUUUGGGCUUGUUUUGAAAGCAGCGUUUAUUUGGGAGUCCUUAGAGUUGUGUUCGCUAGGCAAGUAAGAAUAUGUAGACUAUUUAUGUGUUUUUGUUGAAUCAUGGGAGGUCUGGAAUGUCUUUCCAAUUAAUAGGUAACUAAAGCCGUUGUUAGUAAGUAAACAUUGGCAUAUUAUCUAGAACCAUUGUGUGAUGGUGAAAUUGCAUUCGACAUGUGUCUUUCAUUAUACACAAAUGCAUCCGGGCUUUGAACUGCUUCGUUGUGUAUUGGUCUGUUGAAUCACGUGCUAUCUACGGCUAGUUCACUAAUGUUAAGAAGAGAUCAUGAUAACGGCAGUGUUUCUCUCCCUAGUUGUUCUGUAGGCCACUUGGUCAAAAUUGCAUUGAACUAAAAGUGAAGCUUAUUUAACACAUGAUUCUUAUGAGACCUGUAUGUAUAGCUGCAAGAAGAUAGUAUGUGUGUGUGUGUGUUCUUGUUCUCUAUGUGACAGGAUGAAACGGCUACACAGGAUUCAAUAGUCAUCAUAUAAGGAAUCAAAAUUACCAAAAGGAGUAGACUCUCUCCGUAUCUUUGGUCUGUACUAGAUAAAUAUUUUUGAUAAGAGAAUGUAUUUGGAUGUAAUUUGGAGCUUUAGAGGAAGAAAGAAAGGGAAGCAGGAACACGUGGGAGAACAUCCCAAAGAGGAAGCACACGCGGAUCUUCAUGCAAACUGGAUUCUCUUCACCCAUGUGGUCCCUUCCUCUCUUUGUCCCCUCUUUCUCCUUUUACUCUUUUUAGUUUUUACCAUACAACGAAUCUUUAUCAUAAAGGGACAAUAAUAAGGUUGUUUUUUAUUUCCCUUUCUUUAUUUUUAUAUAUUUCAAACACCUUCUCGGUUUGUUUCCAGCCUCACUUAUUAUUAUUUUUAUUUA
This is a messenger RNA of Eutrema salsugineum, 2634 nucleotides long. Its product is annotated as UBP1-associated protein 2B. NCBI's taxonomy places the organism in Eukaryota, Viridiplantae, Streptophyta, Magnoliopsida, Brassicales, Brassicaceae. The record is from RefSeq and is a predicted model, not a curated record. The transcript has 2 exons. Gene Ontology annotation, molecular function: RNA binding. Bases 101 to 1399 code for a protein of 432 amino acids.